Oncorhynchus masou masou (cherry salmon) is the source of this 1840-nucleotide messenger RNA. RefSeq names its product zinc finger protein 239-like. The coding region runs from base 225 to 1277 and encodes 350 amino acids. Gene Ontology annotation, molecular function: RNA polymerase II cis-regulatory region sequence-specific DNA binding; DNA-binding transcription factor activity, RNA polymerase II-specific. Lineage: Eukaryota; Metazoa; Chordata; Actinopteri; Salmoniformes; Salmonidae. The record is from RefSeq and is a predicted model, not a curated record. Gene Ontology annotation, biological process: regulation of DNA-templated transcription. The transcript has 2 exons.
AGCUCGUCAACCACCUCUGUUGCUUGCUAGCCAACAAAGCCGAACGAUUCAAGCUAUUUAUACGCUUUUGGUGGAUAUUAGCUACUAUGUUUUAGACACACUUCUGUUGUAUUUACUUGUUAACCUAUUUAAUGUAAUAUUACGUUAUUUUGUAUUAGUCAGCUAUAGCAGCUGGCUGGUUAAGUUAGUACUAGUCUUGUCGCUAAUGAUAAACAUCACCGACCAUGAGCUCCCUAAACUACUCCCCUCCUGUUAAAGUACAGGAGGUCUGCUGGACGGAGAAAGAAGCUCUGGGGCUGAACAUUGUUGUGAAAGAGGAGAAGGAAGAAGAGGAUGUUACAGUAAAAGAAGAAGAGAAAGACGUUUUUGGAAUGAAGGAUGAAGAGGGGGAGAUUACUGUCACAUUAGAGGAUGAUGAAGAAGAGAAGACUGGAGAACUGAUUAACACCAGUAAAUACAGAGAGAGACAGGACUAUCGUGGAUCCUCUGGGGAUCCUCAACAACAUCAUGAUGCUGACGAGGCAGAGAAGAGUCUCUCCAGAUCAGAACACCCCAAGAAACACCUGCAGAGACCCACAGGGAAGAAAUCUCACCACUGCUCUGACUGUGGGAAGAGUUAUUCAAGAUCAGAUUCACUUAAACUACAUAAGAGAAUACACCAGCGAAUACACACAGGAGAGAAACCUCACCACUGUUUUGACUGUGGGAAGAGUUACUUAAAAUCAGAUUCACUUAAACUACACCUGAGAAUACACACUGGAGAGAAUCUUCACUGCUGCUCAGACUGUGGGAAGAGAUUCACCUCUUCAGUAGACCUUAAAAUACAUCAGAGAAUUCACACUGGAGAGAAACCUUUUGGCUGUGAUCAAUGUGGGAAGAGUUUUACUAAGCCAAGUAACUUGAAAUCACACCAGCGAAUACACACUGGAGAGAAACCUUAUGGCUGUGAUCAAUGUGGGAAGAGUUUUACUCAGUCAAGCGGCCUGAUAUCACACCAGAUAACACACACAGGAGAGAAACCAUACAGCUGUACUCAAUGUGGGAAGAGUUUUGCUACAUCUGGCUAUCUGAAAAUACACCAGAGAAUACACACAGGAGAGAAACCUUUUAGAUGUGAUCAAUGUGGGAAGAGUUUUGCUACAUCUGGCUAUCUGAAAAUACACCAGAGAAUACAUACAGGAGAGAAACCUUAUAGCUGUAAUCUAUGUGGGAAGAGUUUUACUCAGUCAAGCAGCCUGAAAUCACACCAAAGAAUACACAGGAGAGAAAUCCCAUAGCUGUAAUCAAUGUGGGAAGAGUUUUACUCAGUCAAACAGCCUGAUAUCACACCAGCGGACACACACAUGAGAGAAACCUUAUGGCUAUGAUCAAUGUGACAAGAGAUACUCUGAUAAAAUAUAUCUAAUCAAACAUCAGAAAAUACAUACAUGACGGAGUUGUUUCACGAUAUCAAUGAAAUAUUGUCACAAUGUAGAAUGUUUUAACAUUGUAGUCUGAGUAUUUGAAUGAAUUUCACAAUGUAGCACCCUAAAUGUUUGCCCCCUGUUCAUUUGAUUUUAGCAUGAUAUGGAUUUUAGCCAAAUCCUGGCUCUGAAUUGAAAGAGUAUUAUUUAUGUGAUUUAACAAAAAUGUGCUAACAAAAAAAAAAGAGUUGUGUUACACUUACCACGUUGGUGACCCUCUUGAAUCAAAAUGCAACACUUCAAAAUGUAGCCAUCUGUUUACAUCUAUUACUAUUUAUGUAAAUUAACAAAAAGUGACGAACAAAAAAAGAGCAGGUGUGAUGUUGUUUCUAUGAUGUUGUCGUGUUUUGUUUAUAAAAUAAAAUACAAAUAUUUUA